This is a messenger RNA of Tripterygium wilfordii, 1650 nucleotides long. Its product is annotated as zinc finger protein SHOOT GRAVITROPISM 5-like. Lineage: Eukaryota; Viridiplantae; Streptophyta; Magnoliopsida; Celastrales; Celastraceae. Gene Ontology annotation, molecular function: DNA-binding transcription factor activity. The record is from RefSeq and is a predicted model, not a curated record. Gene Ontology annotation, cellular component: nucleus. The transcript has 3 exons. The coding region runs from base 220 to 1428 and encodes 402 amino acids.
CUCUCUCUCUCUCUCUCUCUCAAGGUGGUCGGGGUCAAAUGCAAUAACAUAAAAGCUUUAAAAAAGGCCUUAAAAAGAAAGCUGAUUGCGGAAAGCAAAUAGCUUUUUCUUCCUCUCAAAACACGCUCUCUCUUUCUUUCCUUCUAUCAGUAAAGCCGAAACCCACUUAUUCCAACACUUCACCACCACCACCACCACCAGCAGUAAAGCUGAAACCCAAUGCUAGACAACGACGCUACUACUCCAUCUUCUUCUUUCGUACAGAACGAUCUCUCCAACAAAAGAAAGAGAAAACCAGCCGGCACACCAGAUCCAGAUGCAGAAGUUGUUUCCUUAUCUCCCAGGACAUUAUUGGAAUCAGACAGGUAUGUGUGCGAGAUCUGCAAUCAAGGUUUCCAGAGAGAUCAGAACCUUCAAAUGCAUAGAAGAAGGCAUAAGGUGCCAUGGAAGUUGUUGAAAAGAGAGACACAAGAAGUGAAGAAGAGAGUUUAUGUUUGCCCUGAACCAAGCUGCUUGCACCAUGACCCUUGUCAUGCUUUGGGAGAUCUGGUUGGGAUUAAGAAGCACUUUCGGAGGAAACACAGCAAUCACAAACAGUGGGUCUGUCAGAGAUGCUCUAAAGGUUAUGCUGUUCAAUCUGAUUACAAAGCUCAUCUCAAGACCUGUGGAACCAGAGGUCAUUCUUGUGACUGUGGCCGUGUCUUUUCCAGGGUUGAGAGUUUUAUUGAACACCAAGAUGCUUGCACUUUGAGGAUGGUGCAACCAGAUCAAUUACAGGCAUUGCAGCCGGCGUGCACAUCCCGAGCAGCUUCCAGCACUAGCCCUUCGAGCGAGGCCAACUUCCACAUAGCUCCAUUGCCAUCUCGAGCAAUUCCAAAAACAACUCAUGAGCAGAACAAUAGUAACGCUGCUUCUACGUCUGAAGAUGUUCAGCGAAAACGUAAUCUUGAACUUCAGCUCCUACCCUCAUCAAACGCUAGUUCAGAUGAAAAUUUUGCAACUAAUUUGAAGCUCUCAAUCGGUUCUUCAAGUGAAAAGGGGGGCAUGAACAAGUCAAAUUUGGAUAAAGAUGCCAUUGAGUGCACGAUUGAAGUAACAAGAUUGAAGGAUUUUGCAAGUGAGCAGCUAAAGCUGGCCGUGGCGGAGAAGGCGUAUGCUGAACAGGCUAGACAAGAAACGAAAAGGCAAAUUGAGAUGGCUGAGCUUGAAUUCGCAAAUGCAAAGAGAAUAAGACAGCAAGCUCAGGCUGAAGUUGAAAAGGCUCAUCUUUUAAGAGAUCAAGCAACCAAGAAGAUUAGUUCAACCAUCAUGCAAAUCACUUGCCAAUCUUGCAAGAACCAAUUUCAAGCAUCAAUGUCUAAGGCCGAUGAGACCACGCUCGCCACGAGUUACAUGUCCUCAGCCACAACAGAAGGGGAGGAAGAGUGAUCAUGGCAAACUCAAAAUACAACCCUACUUGACCAAAAUUUUCUUCUUUUAUUAUUUUUUUUUCCCUUUUGGAUUUCUGGGUCUUAAUUUUCUCUGGGUUUAUAGAGUAGUUGUGGGUGUUGAUUAUUUUGAGUAUUUGUUAAAAGUGAUUGUAUUCAUUUAAUGUAUCAUCAUUUGUUUGGAAGAAAAAUACAAAUGCAAUAAUAGCUUUAUUUUCAAAAA